AUGAAGUUCGCUCUCGCCCUCUGCGCUGCUGCCGCUCUCACCGUCUCAGCCGUCCCUAUCGCCGAAGCAGGUCUUGGCAGUGGACUCGGUGGUGCUCUCAGCGGUAUUGGAAAUGGCGCCGGAAAUGGCGUCUCUGGUAUCGGCAACGGAGCAGGCGACGGUGUUUCUGGCAUCGGACAGGGUGCAGGCUCUGGAGUUUCGGGUGUUGGCCAAGGAGCUGGAUCUGGAGUCUCUGGAGUCGGUCAGGGAGCCGGCUCAGGUGUCUCGAAGCGUGGUAUCGGCAGCGGCACCGGCUCAGGCGUGUCCGGUAUUGGCCAAGGAGCAGGUUCAGGUGUUUCUGGCGUAGGCCAAGGAACAGGUUCGGGUGUCUCUGGCAUUGGCCAGGGAGCAGGCUCAGGUGUUUUUGGCAUUGGACAAGGCACCGGCUCGGGCGUCUCUGGCAUUGGCCAGGGCACUGGAAACGGUGUUGCAGGCAUCGGCGGCGGUCUAGGCGGUGCUCUCAGCAGACGCACCAAGCGCGGUUUGGGCAGCGGUCUUGGAAGCAGCGUCAACGGCAUCGGGCAAGGCUCUGGAAACGGCAUCGGUGGGAUUGGACUGGGAGCCGGCAAUGGAGUUUCUGGAACUGGUCAAGGUGCUGGUAAUGCCGCUGGCAAUAUCGGUGGCGGUCUCGGUGCUGGCAUCGCGUAG
Messenger RNA from Aureobasidium uvarum, 687 nucleotides. NCBI's taxonomy places the organism in Eukaryota, Fungi, Ascomycota, Dothideomycetes, Dothideales, Saccotheciaceae. The record is from the annotation of a GenBank genome assembly.